Molecule: messenger RNA, 1149 nt
Organism: Diatraea saccharalis (sugarcane borer)
Lineage: Eukaryota; Metazoa; Arthropoda; Insecta; Lepidoptera; Crambidae
Source: the annotation of a GenBank genome assembly
AUGUUGGAGUUCUAUACGAAUAUAAAUCCUGGAUUGAUGCAGGAGAGCAUGCAGCCCCCGCUCACCUGCGCCGGCAGAACAGAACUAAGCGCAAGUAUCAAACGGGAGAAGAUCGUCGAGAUCUGCGAGGGAUGCGGCCAGAAGAUUCAGGACCGUUACCUCAUGCGGGUGGGGGAGCUCUCCUGGCACGAGCACUGCCUCAGCUGCUGCGUGUGCGGCUGCCCUCUCGCUCACACCUGCUUCACCAGGAACGCCAAACUCUACUGCAAACCCGACUACGAUAGAUUGUUCGGGGUCAAGUGCACGAGGUGCGGCGAUCGUCUUCUUCCCCAAGAGAUGGUCAUGAGAGCUCAACAGUAUGUGUUCCAUAUACAAUGUUUCGUCUGCGUUAUGUGUUGUCAACCACUACAAAAGGGAGAACAAUAUGUCAUCAGAGCAGGACAAAUAUUCUGCAGACAAGAUUUUGAGAAAGAAAUGUAUUUGAUGCAACACGCCGAAGAUGACAUGAUCAUUGACGAUUCGGAACGACCUCGCGAUGGAAGAAGAGGUCCGAAACGCCCUCGAACCAUUCUGACGUCGGCACAGAGGAGGCAAUUUAAAGCCUCGUUCGAAGUGAGCCCAAAACCCUGUCGUAAAGUUCGUGAAGCACUCGCCAAAGACACCGGAUUGAGCGUGCGAGUUGUUCAAGUUUGGUUCCAGAAUCAGAGGGCUAAAAUGAAAAAGAUACAACGAAAGGCAAAACAAGAGGGAGAUAAAAACAACGAGAAAGAGAAAGACAAAGAUGAGAAGAAUAUCAAACAAGAGUCUCCAUCAAGCGAACACGGGAACUAUUUAGGCCUGGACGGAUCUUACUCCGCGUCGAGUCAACCGCUCAAUCCCAACUUACCAUAUUCCCCAGACGAUUACCCGGCACAUUCAGGAGACAGCUUCUGCAGUUCCGACAUCUCUUUAGACGGAAGCAACUUCGACCAGCUCGACGAAGGGACCUCCGACACUAUGAGCUUGCAAAACCUGGAAGUCCAGCAUCAUUCCCAUCAGCAUUCAGCACACUCCGCGCAUGAACCGUUGAACCUCGGGACCGGCGCUGUAGUUAAUCCCAUAGACAAGCUGUACCUUAUGCAAAACUCCUACUUCAGUACAGAUCAUUGA